This is a messenger RNA of Coprinopsis cinerea okayama7#130, 526 nucleotides long. RefSeq names its product 60S ribosomal protein L27. The transcript has 5 exons. Gene Ontology annotation, molecular function: structural constituent of ribosome. NCBI's taxonomy places the organism in Eukaryota, Fungi, Basidiomycota, Agaricomycetes, Agaricales, Psathyrellaceae. The record is from RefSeq and is a predicted model, not a curated record. Gene Ontology annotation, cellular component: ribosome; cytosolic large ribosomal subunit. Gene Ontology annotation, biological process: translation. Bases 21 to 431 code for a protein of 136 amino acids.
GCUCGUCGUCGAACGUCAAGAUGGUCAAAGUUUACAAGCCCGGCAAGGUCGCCAUCGUCCUCCAAGGCCGUCAAGCCGGCAAAAAGGUCGUCGUCAUCAAGCAGCUCGAUGAGGGAACAAAAGAGCGACCAUACCCCCAUGCCAUCGUUGCUGGGAUUGAGCGCUACCCACGGAAGGUGACGCGACGAAUGGGCCAGAAGAAGGUGCAGCGGAGGAGCAAGGUCAAGCCUUUCAUCAAGGUUGUCAACUACUCGCAUCUCUUCCCCACCCGUUACGCUCUCGAACUCGAAGGCCUCAAGGGCUCCGUCACCAACGACACCUUCAAGGAGCCAUCACAGCGGGAAGAUGCUAAGAAAAACAUCAAGAAACUCUUGGAGGAGCGCUACCAGAGCGGUAAGAACCGAUGGUUCUUCCAGGCCUUGAGGUUCUAAGAUGUUGUUGUUUUCUUUCACUAUGCACUUAUUCAAAAUGUAUGCACUAUGACGACAUGACACAUCUCUGCACUUCGACGCUUUCGAUUUGAUUC